Molecule: messenger RNA, 1316 nt
Organism: Conger conger (European conger)
Lineage: Eukaryota; Metazoa; Chordata; Actinopteri; Anguilliformes; Congridae
Product: uracil-DNA glycosylase-like
Biological process (GO): base-excision repair; base-excision repair, AP site formation via deaminated base removal
Cellular component (GO): mitochondrion; nucleus
Molecular function (GO): uracil DNA N-glycosylase activity
Source: RefSeq, a predicted model, not a curated record
AGGGACGUCUACUUCCUCUUCCUGCUCCACCAUACGCAGGCUCGAAGUGCCUCGCUGAUGUUAACCAAUAACGAACAGGGCACUAAAGCAGCAGCGAAGGAUACUGUGUCGUCAAUCAAAAAGCUGCCGACUGUCACCUCCCUGAGUCCGGAGCAGCUGAACAGAAUCGCGAAGAAUACGUUGGAGAAAAUGCCUGCUCACAUCGGGAAAAGCUGGCGCCAGGCGCUGAAGGCGGAGUUUGGCAAGCCUUAUUUUAAAGGAUUGAUGGAAUUUGUGUCCGAGGAAAGAAGGGAACACACUAUCUAUCCACCGAUUCCCCAAGUAUUUACAUGGACUCAGAUGUGCGCCAUCGAAGACGUGAAGGUGGUAAUCCUUGGCCAGGACCCGUACCACGGCCCUAACCAGGCCCACGGACUUUGCUUCAGUGUGCAGAAACCUGUCCCACCCCCUCGCAGCUUGGUGAAUAUGUACAAAGAACUAGCGACAGACAUAGAAGGGUUCCAGCACCCUGGACAUGGGGAUCUCACAGGAUGGGCUGAACAAGGUGUCCUGUUGCUCAAUGCUGUGCUGACAGUUCGGGCACAUCAAGCCAACUCUCACAAAGACAAGGGCUGGGAGGCCUUCACAGACGCAGUGGUCCACUGGCUCAAUGGGAACCUGGAUGGUGUGGUCUUCAUGCUCUGGGGCGCGUACGCUCAGAAGAAGGGCAUUGCUAUUGAUAGGAAACGGCACCACGUCCUGCAGACUGUACAUCCAUCACCAUUGUCUGCACAUCGUGGUUUCCUUGGAUGCAAACACUUUUCUAAGGCCAAUGAGAUGCUGAAGAAAUCGGGGAAACAGCCAAUCGAUUGGACGGCACUCUAAGAAAGUUCCAGAAAUUUCCAUAAGCUCUUUUGUUUUUUCCAAGUUAGCUGCAAAAAUUAAAAUUCAAUUAAUCAUAUAGUAUAUACAGCCAUUAAGGCUAGCUUCCUGGUGUGAUUUUGAAAAUGUUACUCAUUCAAUAUCUUUUUUUUUUUCUUUUUAGUUUAAUGUUUUCAAUAUGUAUUCAAUAUUUCCAUUGUUUUUUUGUUUUAAAACUACCUCAGUAUUGCAAACUAUCACAUGGAUCAUACUAUAAAAUGACAUGAUGUUUUUCAUUUGAAAUCUAAACUCAUAAACUCUAGAAUCCCUUGUUUUAUGUUAUGAAUCUCAAGCUGGCAGUACCACCGUGAGUUUCUAGACCGAGAAGCAAGCCAUUUUGUAAAUAUUUCUGUGUUUUAUACCGUUCAAAGCUAUGUUUGUAUUUUGAAUGUUUAAAUAAAUUUACAAUAAAACAA